AUGGCCACUCACUGCAAGACCGUUACAUUUCUCGGCGCCAGUACCGGUGUAGGCCUCUCGACACUUAAGCACACCCUCGCCGCAGGCCACCGGUGCAUCGCCCUCUGCCGUAUCCCAUCCAAGCUUACGACCAUCUUCCCACCCGAGACAACCCCCAACCUCCAGGUCAUCCAGGGUAAUGCGCACGAUAUCGCUGCCGUCUCAAAGUGCCUGGUGGCCGAGAAAGGGAAGCUCGUCGAAGAAAUCAUCUCCACCAUCGGCGGUAAAUUCAUCCUCUCCAAAAUGACGAUAGACGACGAGGAGGUCUGCAGAAAAGGCAUGACCACCAUCCUCGAGGCCCUCGCCCAGCUGCGAAGCGGCGGUGCUACCGGAAGGCCGCAUAUUGUUGUAGGCAGCACGACAGGCAUGUCUCGCUUCGGUCGCGACAUCCCCCUUGCCAUGAUUCCAAUGUACCACGUUAUGUUGAAGGUCCCCCACGAAGACAAGAAGGCCAUGGAAGACCGUUUGGUGGAAAGCGGAGAGGCCUACACGAUCAUCCGCGCCAGCUUGCUGGUCGGCGGUGAGACAAGUAAGGAGAUCCGGGUUGGCAUCGAGGAUCCCAAGACUGGGCGGGAGUCCAAGGCUAUUGGGUAUACCAUCUCCAGGGAGGACACGGGGAAGUGGGUUGCGGAUAAUUUGGUGCUGCAAUUGGACGGAAGGUACGUCAACAAGAUUGUAAUGGUGACAUACUAG
Molecule: messenger RNA, 732 nt
Organism: Letharia columbiana
Lineage: Eukaryota; Fungi; Ascomycota; Lecanoromycetes; Lecanorales; Parmeliaceae
Exons: 1
Coding region: 1-732 (243 amino acids)
Source: RefSeq, a predicted model, not a curated record